Molecule: messenger RNA, 4755 nt
Organism: Oreochromis aureus
Lineage: Eukaryota; Metazoa; Chordata; Actinopteri; Cichliformes; Cichlidae
Gene: nr2f6b
Product: nuclear receptor subfamily 2, group F, member 6b
Exons: 7
Coding region: 1979-3202 (407 amino acids)
Biological process (GO): negative regulation of transcription by RNA polymerase II; cell differentiation; anatomical structure development
Molecular function (GO): zinc ion binding; nuclear receptor activity; RNA polymerase II cis-regulatory region sequence-specific DNA binding
Source: RefSeq, a predicted model, not a curated record
UUAUCUUCCAAUGUAAGCUAAGUAGUAAUAUUCAUUCCCUUCAAGUCCAGCUCUAUCCCAGAAUUGGUUGCAGGCUUUUCUCAUUAUGUGACGUAUGGAUAUGAAUGGGGAUUUAUGACAGCAAGCCAUCAUUGCCUCAGGCCUCCUGCGAGUCCAAACCCCACAAACUUUCAGCCAUCAUCUCCUAAACUGAGACAGGAACCGAAAACGACAGCAGCUCUCUGGCGACAUCAGUGAAAGGACUCCGGCAUGAAGUGAAGCAUAGAGGUUAACUCCCCCCACCGCCACCACCACCCCUACCACCCCUUUGCUCCCAGGCAGGCCCGGGGUCAGGGCAGAAACCGGCAGCCAGUCAGGCAUUCUUUCUGUGUACAUGUGUGUGUUUGUGUGUGGCUGCAGCCCACUCUGUGCUCUUUGACUCCGCUGCCCUUAUAAGGCGAGCAGCGCCAUGGCAACAGCAGGGCUUGAAUAGCAGUGUCAAAUCCCUCAGCACACAGACACACGCUCACUCUCCCUAAAGGAGGGAGCGAGGCAGAGAGACAGAGCGGGGAUUCAGAGAGAGAGAGACGAGGCUAUCUCCGGGCUGCUCUCCACUGCCGCAGCAGCAGCGUCGGGCUUUCGCUCAAAGGUCUGUGACCGUGUUUUUUCCUGCGCUUGUUGUUUGCCUAAUUUAUUCCUGCUGGGGCCAGCAGAAAGAAAGAAAGGCAGAAAGGGGAAAAAAAGGACAGGCAGAAUAGCAAAGAGUGCAACAGUACACCGUGACUCGCCGACAGGGAAUGCAGAGAGAAGUUCUGGCCUCUGGUUGUUACUGCUGGAUGGACAAGUACUGACAAAACAAGAGGAGGAAGAGAGGCAGCACUUUGUAAAGCUGUGAGAGAGGAGAGGCAGCUGCGACUGAAGAGAUUUCUCAACUCUGCUUUUGUUUCGGCUUGUUGUUGCUUUUUUUUCCUUCUGUGACAUCUGAUCCCCCGCUGACUUUAAAACAGUUGAAAGGGAUCACGAGAGAAACUCAGCGUCACCCCGGACGGCAGAAACAGGAGGACGUCUCUGGUGAACUUUGCUGCUCCUGAGACUUUAUCCUGAGAGUGAAAGGCGUCUAAUUCUUUACUUAUUUUCAUAUCAAGCCUGGACUCGAGUGCAGAUAGCCUUAAAUAUACUUUUAGAUUAAUAGGCGGUCAAUUCGCCGCAGUUUCCCAAACUCCUCGGCUUAAUUUUUAAGGGGCAAAUCUUUUCCUCCUCUCCAUCACUAUCAGCCUCGACAAGUCAAGAGUGAGUCUAGGCUAGAACUGGCUCUGAUGAACAGAUAAAAACCUCAGCACGACAGGAACUGGUUGGACGAGUUUAUAAGUCAGAGCAGAGGGCAGGGCAGUUUAACCCUGCAUGAAGGAGGGCUGUGUACGACUCUCCUCCCGCCUGCUCGUCCUUUCCAGAGAAAGUCGUGCGCUGAGACGGAGAGAGGGGCAACAGAGGCUCUGUUUGCCCCCCCCACACCCACACACAGACACAUACUAUGCUUGGGGAUAGGUGAGGGUUUUUCUUUCAAAGGGGGAAGACGGAGAAAGAACGUGAGAGGGAGGGAGUCAAAGUGUAAUUUAUUGUUUCCUGUGAAAAGAGCAAGGCUGCACCCUUUUCGACUGCCUGAACUCUGAACCACACACCGUGUUUGUGUGUGCGCGUCUGAAGUUUUGUCGGACCUCGGGAAGCCACCGUGAUCAGAGGUCAGGGCGGAAAACAGGACAGAGAGAGCCGGGGAUUAAAGAAGAGAGGGACGACAGAAAGUGGAAAGACCCACAGGUCAGCUCGACCGGACGGCAAAGACGAGAAAGGUCAAGAGGCGGAAUUUCCCCCCGCGACUUUUAAAUCUCCUCGGAUCGGGGGCGGAAUCGGCUCUUUAGACUCUGAGAGCCAGUUGGAAGGCGGUGGGACGGAGCAGGUCUGUGUGUAUGAUCCACUCACAGGGCUGCACGUCUCAGAGAAUAUGGCCAUGGUGAGCGGAGGAUGGGGUAAUCCCAACGGGGGCGCUAACGGACUCGGGGAAAAGGCUUACCUGAGGAGGGGGGAGGACGAGGAGGGGUCGCCCCGCGCCGGGAGCAGCGACGUGGACGUGGGCGACGAGGACAAGGCCUGCGUGGUGGACUGCGUGGUGUGCGGGGACAAGUCCAGUGGGAAGCACUAUGGCGUGUUCACCUGCGAGGGCUGCAAGAGCUUCUUUAAGAGGAGCAUCAGGAGAAACCUCAGCUACUCCUGCAGAUCAAACCGAGAGUGCCAGAUCGACCAGCACCACAGGAACCAGUGUCAGUACUGCCGUCUGAAGAAGUGCUUCCGGGUCGGGAUGCGCAAAGAAGCUGUCCAGCGGGGUCGCAUCCCUCCAUCGCACUCAGGUAUCAGCCCCAACUCCCUGGCGGGCGGGGUCGCGGGUGUGGUUCCAGGUCACAUUGGGGCAGACUACUUCAACGGCCAGCCGGUGUCCGAGCUCAUCUCCCAGCUCCUCCGGGCCGAGCCGUACCCCCCGAGCCGCUACGGGGCGCCGUACGGGCAGGCACAGAUGCAGGCAUCUGCGAGCGGCGCCUCCGUCAUGGGCAUCGACAGCAUCUGCGAGUUGGCAGCCCGUCUCCUCUUCAGCACCAUCGAGUGGGCCAGAAACAUCCCGUACUUCCCGGAGCUCCCGGUUUCAGAGCAGGUGGCGCUGCUGAGACUGAGCUGGAGCGAGCUGUUCAUCCUUAACGCGGCUCAGUCUGCUCUCCCGUUGCACAUGGCUCCUCUGCUGGCGGCAGCCGGCUUUCACUCGUCUCCCAUGUCCGCCGAGCGCGUCGUGUCCUUCAUGGAUCAGGUCAGGGUUUUCCAGGACCAGGUGGAAAAGCUGAACAGGCUUCAGGUGGACUCGGCCGAGUACAGCUGCCUCAAAGCCAUCGCGCUGUUUUCUCCUGACGCUUGUGGUCUGACGGACCCGGCUCACGUGGAGUCCCUGCAGGAAAAGGCUCAGGUCGCCCUGACAGAGUACGAGAGGUUGCAGUACCCCAACCAGCCUCAGCGCUUCGGCCGCCUGCUGCUGCGCCUCCCUGCGCUGCGCGCCGUGCCAGCUAACCUCAUCUCCCAGCUCUUCUUCAUGCGGCUGGUGGGCAAGACGCCGAUCGAGACGCUGAUCCGAGACAUGCAGCUAUCGGGGAGCUCCAUCAGCUGGCCCUACGCACCGGGACAGUAAAGCCAGCUCCGGAGUGAGAUCACACUGAGAUGACUCAGAGCUGUGGAGGUCACUUUUUCCUCUCAUUAGCUCUGCAAAGUUUUCCUGACAUGACACCAAAGCUGCUUUCAGGGGCAAAAAGUUUGAUUGUCUCUAAUGCAGCACACCUCUCUCGCCCUCAUUCCGGAUGAACUCGGCUUUCGGUAGAACUCUUUACCGCGAGGCCUCGUGCCGGCACUACCUCCUCCCCCCAUCGCCCCCAGUGUGACUUGAAAUCAGAGUGCGCUCUGAACGAAGCCAUAGCAGCGCCGCUUACUGUAGGCUGCCGUGGCCGGGACACGGCGUGCAGGUCGCACCCAAGCUGUGUGACGUUUUGUGCUGAAGUGAGAGACUUUGCUGCCAGACGAAGUAUUUGUGAAGACUGCGACGUGUCGCUCCAACACAGAGGAGGCUGCAUCUCAGACCUGUUUUGUAUGCCGUGUGCAGAAAGGAAUAGUUCAACAUAGAUCAAAGUAAAUCACUCUCAGGACUGUAUGAUAAAUAUGAAGCUGUGCCAGCUUCAGCUAGCUCUGUGCAAAGGUACCAAAUCCAGCAGACAGCACAAAAAGCUCUUGUUAGCGCCUUUACGAGGUGUUGGAAGGUUAAAACGAUCUUCUUUUCUUGUUUAUAUUCUGAACUUAAAGCCGGCAGCUGAAGCCUCAAACGAGCACGAGAGCGCCGCCGACCUCCUCGACCAUUUUUCAGCAGAAAGUGUUGAACUAUUUCUUUUUAGUACGUUACACAGCGCUGCAGAAGCUGCCGUUAGAAAUCAAGCGAAUGUACUUAAACACAGCCGGGCUCCUUGGGACGGUCACAUCCCAGUCGGACAUUAUUACCUCAUGUUUUAUACAUCAGUGACAGAUGGAGAUUGUAUAGAAAACUAUGUGUGUGUUAAAGAUAUUUACAAAGGGAUCAAGGCACUGCUAUCACUGUAAGCAAACAGCAAGACCCAGCGGGCAGGUCUUAGCCAAAAAUAGAGAUUAAAAUGUUAAAUUUCAUGUGAGAGGACUUCAAUCGUUUGAGAUCAUUUAGUGGAAGCUACACUGAAUCAGGUGAUGCCCGCUUUGCUGAUUUUUCUGUGUCCUUUUGUGAGGGUAGAUGUGGUUUGAAUUGUUAUUUUGUGUCAGCGGCCUCUUUGAGAUGAUUGUGAAAGAUACUCUGACGUGUAAAAGGAUGUUUGUUGGCACUGACGUAAGAGGUACUUUGUUAUUGGUGUGUUAUCGCGACGACCUGCGGCUCAUUGCGAUGAAUUGUGAUGUUUGUUUUGCCAAACUGACUGAAAUAAGACGACAAGUAGGUGAUCAUUUCUGUUCUUUUUAAAUUUCCAGUUAUGUCAUAAAAGGCGAGCGAGACCACGAUCCCUCGCUGUCAGACGACUUCAUCGCUUUGAUGUAAACUCUAGUGAUUUGAUUGUGUAGUUUUACGUUUAAAAGAAUCAUCUUUGUGUGACUGCGGCAAAACUGAAACAUGCAAAAGACACCCGCACGUCGGGCUCGUUAUUUUUGCAUUGGAAAUAAACGUAUACAUUAUUUUGA